Molecule: messenger RNA, 1525 nt
Organism: Nymphaea colorata (pocket water lily)
Lineage: Eukaryota; Viridiplantae; Streptophyta; Magnoliopsida; Nymphaeales; Nymphaeaceae
Product: histone-binding protein MSI1 homolog
Exons: 6
Coding region: 78-1274 (398 amino acids)
Biological process (GO): regulation of gene expression
Cellular component (GO): nucleus
Molecular function (GO): histone binding
Source: RefSeq, a predicted model, not a curated record
AGAGAGAGAGAGAGAGAGAGAGAGAGAGAGAUGGAGAACGAUGGGGACGUUAGGGGGAGGAAGAGGAGGGGGAGGAGAUGGAGGAGUAUGGCAUAUGGAAGAAGAACACGCCGUUCCUCUACGAUCUCGUCGUCUCCCACGCCCUGGAGUGGCCGUCUCUUACUGUCCAGUGGCUCCCCGAUGCUCCUUCAGGCUCCGCAAUCCCCCUGCGGAGGCUCAUCUUCGCCACCCACACCGCCGAGGACGAGCCCAACUACCUGAUGGUCGCCGAUGUCGUCGUUCCUCUCGAAGGUUGCGACGGCCGGGCCUUAGAGAAGGAGAUCGCCGGCACCGAAGACGACGGCGGCGCCAACAACCAGAUACGUCUGAUACGAAGAAUUAAUCAUGAUGGUGAAGUUAACCGGGCCCGAUAUAUGCCACAAAAUUCCUCUAUUAUUGCUACAAAAACCACUAGUUCAGAUAUUUACGUUUUUGAUUAUCAAAAGCAGCCAUCUGGAUUUACAGAUGGUCCUUGCAGUCCUGAUAUGGUGUUAAAAGGUCAUAAGAAGGAAGGGUUUGGUUUGUCAUGGAGCCCUCUCAAGGAAGGAUAUCUACUCAGUAGCUCACGGGAUUCAUAUAUAUGUUUAUGGGAUAUUGGUGGAUCUGCACAAAAUAUUUUGGAGGCCAAGGAAAGAUAUGAGUCUCAUGAGGGGGAUGUUGGUGAUGUUUCAUGGAGUUGGAGGAAUGAAUCUCUGUUUGGUUCUGUUGGAGAUGAUCAUCGAUUGCUUAUUUGGGAUUGGCGAGCUUGCAAACCAAAUCAGCCGCAGCAUGCGAUUCAAGCUCAUGAAGCUGAGGUCAACUGUCUGGCAUUCAAUCCAUUUAAUGAAUCAAUUCUAGCUACAGGAGCUGCAGACAAGACUGUCAAUUUGUUUGAUAUGCGAAAACUUAAUAUGCCACUGCAUACAUUUGCUGCUCAUACAGAUGCAGUGUUCCUAUUGCAAUGGAGCCCUAAGAAUGACCAUGUGCUUGCUUCCGGGGGUGAUGAUGGAAAAGUGAUGGUUUGGGACGUUAACAGAAUUGGUGAUGAGCAAGAUCCAGAAGAUGCUGAAGAUGGACCUCCUGAGCUUCUCUUCAUCCAUGGUGGUCAUACUGAAAAGGUCUCCGACUUCUCAUGGAGCUUGAAUGAUGAUUGGCUCAUGUCAAGUGUGGCUGAGGAUAACACACUUCAAAUUUGGCAGAUGGCAAAAAAUAUCUACACUGAAGACGACUCUGAACAAAAUGAUGUUUAUCUGUAGAAACUGCUAAAGCAGCUAUGAGGACAUUCUUUUACGCAAUUCUGUCUAACUUCAUUUACUAGAUUCUUGAACUCGUGAUAGGUUAAAGAACUGACAGAAUCUGCAACACAAAGGUGAGGUGGCUGAAUGUACUCUAUCAAGCGUAUUAGAUAGAACCUUUUUGGUUAAUAUAUUUUGCUUUAUCUAGUAAUUUUGUUGGGUGUGUAAGAUAGUUCCAUUCGUUUCAUGAAGGUCUCAUUUUGUUUGCUUUA